Molecule: messenger RNA, 1668 nt
Organism: Nematostella vectensis (starlet sea anemone)
Lineage: Eukaryota; Metazoa; Cnidaria; Anthozoa; Actiniaria; Edwardsiidae
Product: leucine-rich repeat protein soc-2
Exons: 5
Coding region: 123-1043 (306 amino acids)
Molecular function (GO): protein binding
Source: RefSeq, a predicted model, not a curated record
GCCUGGUCAAACUGAACAGAAAAAGUCAAAACAACAAAUUUGCUGAGAACGCUGAAAGUGAUUAUAAAACGAUAAAAGAACGCAAACCUUGCUUGGAUCUCACUACUUUUGGGUCUUUUAUAAUGUCAGAAACUUCUGUUUUCCACAGAUUUCAAAUCUGGCUGACAAAUUUGGUGUUCAGACGAGAAAUUGUCAGUGUUCAGGUUGGUGGCCCUGAUUCAGAUACAAAUGCAGUUGCAAGCCAUGUAGACAUCGAUUGUGCUAGCUCCACUCUCUGUCUAUCAGGGGGACAGAUGAGAGUUAAAGAUAUUGAAAAAGUCCUUGAGGCCUAUAAAAACAAGGGACAACUGAAGCAUGUUAUCCUUGAAGGUUUGGAAAUUUAUAAUCUUCCAGCUGGGAUUGGCUCUUUUACAAAUUUGAGGACGUUGAGCUUACAGAACAACUAUUUGGAGGUGCUGCCCUGGUCACUUAUUUACCUGAAGCAACUGAAGAAAUUGGAUGUGUCUUUUAACGAAUUAAGUUCAUUACCACAUACAAUUGGAUAUCUACCAAGCCUAGAAUCGUUUGCAGCAACUAACAACAACAUAAGCACCAUUCCAAACGAGGUGCUUAACCUCUCAAGGCUCAGGAGUCUCCAUCUGGCAGACAACCCCCUGGUGUCCCCACCAUGUGAAGUUGUGUCAGAAGGAGUAAAAGCUGUCUUUGAAUAUUUAAGAAAAAGACAAGAAAGGAGGGAUCUAUUUGAAGGCUAUAACAAGGAAUAUGAUACAUUUGCAUUCACAACAAAAAUACCAAGUCUGCUUCACAUUUCUAUAAAGUGCAUCCUACGAUGUAAUAUUGACUUUCUGAGUGCUGCAUACGUUCCACCCAGAAUAAGGGCAGCAUUAUCAGAUGAAGAGACAGUAAUGAAAAACUCAAUCUGUAUCUGCAAGUGUAGCAAAUGCAACAAGUACUUCUCCAAGAAAGCAUAUUUUGAAAUCCAUGAUUGCAAUGGGAAUGUCUUUAAACGUAAAAUUCAACCAAACACAUCAAGAACAACAUGAGUGCAAAAUCUUUAUGGAUUUUAUUUAACUAUUAUUCAUGCAAAGCAUGAAGGCAAAUCUUACAAUUUUCUCUGUACAUGGUUCCCUGGUUCUACAGCCUUGAACGACUCUCUAUUUAGUGACCAGCAAGUUUGUAAUGAGAAAUUGGGCUCCGCUGGGUCCAUGAAAUAGAGAGACAUUAGAGGCUCUAGAACCAGGGUAUGUACUUGGUAAAUACUUAUAACAUUUUUUAUAACUUUUUUUGCAUUUUCUUUCUAAAUCCAUUUAAUUUAUUAUUGAUUAAAUUUUACUGUACUGGUGUGCCUGGAAAACAGGAUACAGUAUGUAAAUAUUGAUCAAGACUUUUUCUAUUCUUACUUGUUUUUCUACUCACAAUGUGGACUGAAAUGCUUACAUGAAACAGACAAAUGCACAUCACAAAAAGGAAAAAUGUAAUGUACUCACAUGCGGUUCAUCAACUAUAUGGGGCUUUCUGUGAAUCUCCAAGAUUUUGGCCGUGUUUCAUCAUCAUGUGAAUUCUUAGUGCAAGUUGCCAAUUGCAAAUAACAUAAGGUAUUGUGUGUUUCAGGUCAAACUGCACCUUGGUUCACACAAAAAUGGCAGAAGUAAAAACAAAUUAUAAUAA